AAUCAAUGGAUUCAAUUCUGAGGUCUGACGAAGAUUAUUUCGAUUCCGACUCAUCAUCGUCGGGAGAGGAAGCUGAGACUUCUAAAGGUACUGUAUGAUAUUUGCUCCUUUUACGGGCAAGGAUAAUCAUGGUCGCCCUGUGACAUUUGCUGCUGGCCUUUUGUCCAAGGAAAAUGCCAACUCCUUUUCAUGGUUAUUUAACCAAUUUGUAAAGUAUAUGGGUGUGGCUCCCAAACUCAUCGUAACUGACCUAGACUUAGGAAUGAAAGUUGCUAUUGAGGAGGUCCUUGUCAAUAUAAGACACCGGUGGUGUAUGUGGCACGUUAUGAAUAAAGUUGCUGACAAAUUGCCAAAGAACAUGCUUGGUAGUGAAGAACUAAAGAAGGAACUGAAUGCAUGUGUAUGGUCGGAGUUCAUAGAACCUGAUGCAUUUGAAGAAACUUGGCAUGCUAUAAUGGAAAGAUAUGGGCUGGCCAAUAAUGACUGGUUUUCACCAAUGUUUGCAUCCAGAAAGUUUUGGGGUCUAGCCUUUUUCUGUGAUUUUCCGAUGAGUUCGUUGAUAAAGACAACUUCUUUGUCUGAAUCACAUAAUAGCUUCUUUAAAAGGUACUCAAUGUCUCGGGCUAACCUUAUGCUAUUUUAUAUGAACUAUAACCAUGCUUUGGAGACUCAAAGAAGUAAUAGCGCAAACCUUGAAUACUAUGAUUCAACAAAAGUGCAUAUUUUGCGACCAGAAUUGGAAAUCAAGAAACAUGCAUCAACGAUAUAUAGUGGUAGUGCUUAUAAUGCAAUUCAAGAAGAGAUAGUUUAUGCAUGUUUCUCUUUGUCUUGUCCAACUCUAGGAGUGUCUACCAAUAGAGAGAUUGAAGUAUACAACGUAAAUGACAAGAAUUCAAACUCAUGGACAGUGACUUACUCCAUUGGUGAUGACACCUAUUUGUGUGGAUGCAAAAAGUUUGAGAGACUUGGUCUAUUCUGCAGUCAUAUAUUUUGUGUGUUGAAAUAUAAGUUUGUUAAGUUGAUACCCGAUAAGUUGCAUGGAGGGAGAUGGUUGAGUCACAGUUUGUGAAGCCAAUACAUGGAGGUUUUUGUGAUGAUCAAGAAAUACACCUUGUUGUGGAUAAGAAGAAGAUUGCAUUUAAAAACUUGUAUGCAUUAUUCAUUGAAACAGCACAAAGUAUUGAAGGCAACAUUGAUCAAAUCAAUGCAUUUUCUGCAAUUAUUGAAGAAGGUAAGAAGCAGCUUCUCGGAGAAGAUGUUGUUCUAUCUUCGACAGAGAAGAUAGCAUUGAUU
Messenger RNA from Salvia splendens (bonfire salvia), 1293 nucleotides. Its product is annotated as protein FAR1-RELATED SEQUENCE 5-like. The transcript is spliced from 2 exons. The coding region runs from base 95 to 1069 and encodes 324 amino acids. Gene Ontology annotation, molecular function: zinc ion binding. NCBI's taxonomy places the organism in Eukaryota, Viridiplantae, Streptophyta, Magnoliopsida, Lamiales, Lamiaceae. The record is from RefSeq and is a predicted model, not a curated record.